Messenger RNA from Nycticebus coucang (slow loris), 3801 nucleotides. It is a transcript of the gene PPP6C, whose product is annotated as protein phosphatase 6 catalytic subunit. Gene Ontology annotation, biological process: peptidyl-serine dephosphorylation; G1/S transition of mitotic cell cycle. Bases 508 to 1380 code for a protein of 290 amino acids. The record is from RefSeq and is a predicted model, not a curated record. The transcript has 8 exons. Gene Ontology annotation, molecular function: protein serine/threonine phosphatase activity. Gene Ontology annotation, cellular component: cytoplasm. NCBI's taxonomy places the organism in Eukaryota, Metazoa, Chordata, Mammalia, Primates, Lorisidae.
UCCCGUCUGGUCUCUGUGGAGGGCCCAACGUGGUGCCAGGCGACCCGAUCCGAGUUGGUGUCACACGGAGAGCUCGGGGUGCCUGAGUAUCCCGAAUGCUGUCCUGGUUCUCUCCAUUGGGAUCCCCAGGGAUGUCACGGCGUCUGUCCCAGGGUUGUCCCCCCGCCACCCCCGGCUUCGGGCUGCCCCAAGACUUGGACCUCUAACAGCUUUGCGUAGAAGACUCCUCUCCACCUCCCUCACCCCACCCCCGGGUCUCCCGGUGUCAAGCUGAGCCUCAGCGGGCAUUGCUUUCAGGAUGGGGUCAUUCCCACCGUAGGUGACAGCAGUGCAGGGUGGCCGGCAUAUGACGAGAGAUGCCUCCGGCUCCCUGACAGUGGCCCCAGCGUGUUUAGUUAGGUCCCUGAGAAAUGGAAAGAAGGUGGCCCAGAUAGGUUUGAUAAUCCACUUGGGAAGCUGAAGCAGGAGGAUUGCUUGAGCCUAGGAGUUUUGAGACUUCAGCGAGCUAUGAUGGUGCCACUGCACAUGCCAGCUUGGCGGCUAUGUGACUAUGUUUGUGACCUCCUUUUGGAAGAAUCAAAUGUUCAGCCAGUAUCAACACCAGUAACAGUGUGUGGAGACAUACAUGGACAGUUUUAUGACCUUUGUGAACUAUUCAGAACUGGAGGUCAGGUUCCUGACACAAACUACAUAUUUAUGGGUGAUUUUGUAGACAGAGGUUACUAUAGUUUGGAGACCUUCACUUACCUUCUUGCAUUAAAGGCUAAAUGGCCUGAUCGUAUUACACUUUUACGAGGAAAUCAUGAGAGUAGACAAAUAACACAGGUGUAUGGAUUUUAUGAUGAGUGCCAAACCAAAUACGGAAAUGCUAAUGCUUGGAGAUACUGUACCAAAGUUUUUGACAUGCUCACUGUAGCAGCUUUAAUAGAUGAGCAGAUUUUAUGUGUUCAUGGUGGUUUAUCUCCCGAUAUCAAAACACUGGAUCAAAUUCGGACCAUUGAACGGAAUCAGGAAAUUCCUCACAAAGGGGCAUUUUGUGACCUUGUUUGGUCAGAUCCUGAAGAUGUGGAUACUUGGGCCAUCAGUCCCCGAGGAGCAGGUUGGCUUUUUGGAGCAAAAGUCACAAAUGAGUUUGUUCAUAUCAACAACUUAAAACUCAUCUGCAGAGCACAUCAACUAGUGCACGAAGGCUAUAAAUUUAUGUUUGAUGAGAAGCUCGUGACAGUAUGGUCUGCUCCUAAUUACUGCUAUCGUUGUGGAAAUAUUGCUUCGAUCAUGGUCUUCAAAGAUGUAAAUACAAGAGAACCAAAGUUAUUCCGGGCAGUUCCAGAUUCAGAACGUGUUAUUCCUCCCAGAACGACGACGCCGUAUUUCCUUUGAGGCCUUCGCCCAUCCUGCUGACCCAUUUUUCUGCCCUCUUAUUACCCCAACUUUCUUGUAUGACCCUCUACAAUAUACUUUUUAUUGAGCACUUUGCUGCUGAAAUGCUGCCUCUUGCCUUUUUUUAAUUUUAAAUUAUCUAAAUUUAUUGUUUGUUAUGGUGUCUAUAGCAAUGUUUUUCUAUCAAUUUUCUCCCCCAUCCCAUCCCCACCUUGGACUCGUUUGAGAAGACUUGAGAAAUGUCUUAAUACUCACACUGCUGCAUGUAGCUCUUGCUUAUUUACUGGUCUGAGGAAACAGAAUGUGUUUCCUUUUUUAAAAAAGCCAAUUGACAGAUUACACGGAAAUACUUCUCCUUUUGUAUCAUUCAGCCUUUUGUUUUAGUUUGGUAAGUUUUAAGAAAUUUCAGCAGCAAAGUUGUUAUUCAAUGGGCACGAUGGACUACAAAUGCCUCGAGUUAUGUAUACCUGUCCCAGAUGUAAACUUCAUUGUCCUUUGUUGGAUGAUAUUUUAAAUGGAUAUAAAAUAAAUUGGUCUAAAGGGCUGCCCUCCUUGUUGUGUUUUUAAAUUUUAGUUAAAACUGCUACAGCUUAUGACUUUGUACAUUAAGAUAAUUGUAUUGAUCUUUUUUCAGAUUCCUUGUAUUUUUUAAUAAAAUCUUAAAUAAAACCCAGAUAGGUUAAGUGUUAGGAAUUUUAAACAGCUUACAUUGUUAGCUUAGUUUUUUUUUCCCUUUUUCUUAAUCAGAGUUCUUGACCUUUUGAUUAUUUAGUUUAAAAAUUCGAUUGAAAUUCAAAAAUAUUUAUUUUUUAAAAUAAUUACUAAACUGUGCCUAAAGAACAUAACUGCCAUAUUAAUGUUUUAAUUUAUAUCCUCUAUAGUAAUAGAAAACAUUUAAUACUUAUAAUGCUGAUGUGUUCAUUUGAUACCAGUUGAAUAGAAUGUGAUCAAUCCAGUUUAUAAUCUAUCAUGGGUAUCAUUAAGUAAAAUCUAUGUAUUUUUCAAUAGGAAUUAUUCUCUUGCUGUAACAUUUCACCUUAACUUUUAGAAAGUGUUCAUUUUUAACUGCAACUGGAAAGGUCGAAAAGUCAGGACUCAUAUUUGUGAAUUGUAAUCUGAAGCAGAUUAUUUAAAAUGUAGAAAAAGAAACAAAUUCUCCUUUUUUUGUAAAGGUCUGUGGUACCGUCUUUUGGCUUUGUGUAAGUAAUAUUAAUUAUACAAAGGGUUGUGAUGAUCAAUUCUUAAUAUGCAACUGUCCACUUAAUAAGGACAAAUGUUCCAGUAUCUUAUGACUAUGGUCAUAAAUGAUGUUGGAAUGUACCAUUUUGUGAAAUAGUUGGUAUCCCUUUACUAUAAUUAAUUUUUGUCAUUCCAGAAAAUCCUUGUGAAGCCAGCCAAUUAAUAAAGCACUUUAGCAUCUGUUCAGGUAGUUGUGAAAACCUUUUCUCCUUCAGGAUAAGAAUUUCCAGGUUACCUAAAAAUGCAAUAAAAAUCUUUAAGCUUCUUGGCACAUAAUUUUCCAUCAGGGUUUUCUUUUAUCAAAUGAGCACAACACUGUUUUGUUUCUUCUCCAAACACUCAGCUCCUUGUAUAGUUUUUAAUUAUAUAGCUAUAUUAAAAAAAAAAGAAAUGGCUAAGGCAUUUGCUGCACACACUUGAACUAAUGUUGGGUCAGUAGCUUUGUGCUACUGUCCUGGCCCCAGUGUAAUUCAGGUGGAAAGGUAUUUUUAUCUUACAGGGAUAUGUAGCUAUGUAUUUUACUAACUGUGAAACACUGGAAAUUAAUGAUGCAGACAACUUGGUGUGGUCUUUGAGCAGCUCUCUGCAGUUUUUCUUUUUUUUCUGUUACCAUAAAUUGUAUUUAAGUGCUUGCUCUCCACUGCUUUUAAGUUGUACCAAUAAAACCAAGUAAUCCUCAGCCCUCCCUUCCUGUUUGAUACUCUUUAGCUUAGAUUGAUACAGUUGUUUUCUUUAUCCCUGCAAUGUGACUUCCAUUUUUAAGUCAUGGUGUAUCUGCAUUUGUUUGUCACUAGUUGGACACGUGCCAAUAAUAUUCUGUCCAUUCCUUUAACUGCCAUUUCUGUUUGCCUCAUUUCUCUUCUGAAUAAUGGCUUUUUGCAUGGAAAAAAUAGUUUUUGCAAUUAGAUGUGUAAAGGGAAGAAAGAGUGAAUGUAUUGGACUUCGUGAGCCUAAAAGGAAUAUUUGGAUCCCUCUAAUAAUUAAGGGCUAUGUACUGUUUAGAGUAAUCGUGUGGUGGAAGAUAUUUGCAAGUCAUAGAAUUGUAGGCAGGAGGAUUUGUUACUCCCUGUAUCUAGGUUGAAUGUAAAAUCCCUUAUGUUGUAUUAAUGGGGGUAAGAACUAUUUUUAUUUGCCUAUGAUAUAUUAAUACUUGGUUUCUAAUAAAAUGUCCUAGGCUCUAGU